Ceratina calcarata is the source of this 1570-nucleotide messenger RNA. Its product is annotated as LETM1 domain-containing protein 1. Gene Ontology annotation, molecular function: ribosome binding. Lineage: Eukaryota; Metazoa; Arthropoda; Insecta; Hymenoptera; Apidae. Gene Ontology annotation, cellular component: mitochondrial inner membrane. The transcript has 4 exons. The record is from RefSeq and is a predicted model, not a curated record. Bases 447 to 1490 code for a protein of 347 amino acids. Gene Ontology annotation, biological process: intracellular monoatomic cation homeostasis.
GAGGUCCAGCUUUUCUCUGUGUCAUAUACCCUAUUAAACAUGUUGCUUAAUACAAUUGCAGUUAAAAAUUGGACAAAUAGCGAGCAAGUCUAAAAAUUAUUAGAUUUAGAAAGUGACAAACAAUUCGCUAAUUUCCUCGAUCAUUGAUUCUUAAAAGCUCUUCUCUACGCACACGCGUUUCGUCACUCAUCUUACGGGUUAUGUUCCGAAUAUUCUCCGUUUCUUAAUAAAAAUUAAUAUACGAUUUUAUGUCAAGGUGUUAAAACAGGAAAAGUCCUUUUAUGUGACAAGUGUUUCAACUUUUAACGAGUACUUGGACUAUGAAACGGUGCCUUAAGAUUUUACAGUCGUAUCAUCUUUUCGGAUAUUUACCAGCAUUUUUAAUCAAUUAUUGAAAAACAGAAUAAUAGAACCACACGUAAUGUGUUAAAAAUUGAACUGCUACAAUGUACAGAUUAAUACAACAAAGAUUGUUUUCUCUGAAUCAAAAGACAGUAGUCCUUUCGCACACGUGUAUCAAACAACAAAUACAAUGGGCGAGCAGAGUAGAAAAGAACACAGUUUCAAACAUUAAAAAAUACUGGUUUGACAAAUACAUUGAUUAUAUUAAGAAUUAUGACCACGUAUUCGAGAAGAAUUUCCCAAAGACGAUGCACGUGUAUCGUAUAUUCAGCAUCGGUACCAAAGACUUUACCCAAGAUGUAAAAAAUUACGUCUUGAUACUGAAAAAGCAGAGUGUCGAUGGGGUUGAUACUUUGACCACCGACGAGCUGAGGUUGACCCACACAGUGCCUAAAGACUUCUCAAAGAUAUGCCCCGUUCUAUUACUAUCUGCUCUCCCUUUUACGAACUACAUCAUCUUUCCCUUGGCAUACUAUUUCCCAAGGUAUUUGCUAACUUCUCAUUAUUGGACGUUACAACAAAAGUUGGAUUUUAUGCUGUCGGAUCAUAAGAGACGAUUAAGGCAUAACAGGCCGCUGUUCAGAUGCAUGCAAGCAGAGCUUCAGAACAUUAAGAGUCAAUCAUUAAGAUUGAAGUGGAGCGGGAUAAUGGCAUGUCUUGGCAGUGGAACACAUCCUAACGUGAACGACGUUAUUGCCUGCUCUGAAUUGUUUGCUAAUCAACCGUUCUCGUUAAACAGUCUUAAAAGAAAACAUAUAAACGAAUUACUUGGCAUACACGACAUGUCUUCGUGGAGGCCUUUUAAAAAGAAAAAACUAAUAGAAAGAGGCAUGCUAAUAAAACAGAUGGACCAAGCUAUACAAAGGGAAGGUGGAAUCAAUGAAAUGUCUAACGAAGCAAUGCGUUGGGCACUUUCGUUCAGGGGUGUAAAUCCUGCAAAUAUGUCGUUAGAAAGUAUGAAAAACUGGCUUGAGCAGUGGUUUGUAAUAUCGAACACAGUGAACGAAAACACGAUAUCGUUAUUAUUACACAGCCCCGUAUUAUUGGCAUACAAUCAUCCCACUAACUGGACCCUCGUGUACGGUUAAAACAGUACCACUUAAUAUAUUUUCUCUUUAUUGUAAAAAGAUGUGUAAGAAUGGUAACAAUACAAAGUUUAAGUAUCGUG